Molecule: messenger RNA, 1686 nt
Organism: Chelonus insularis
Lineage: Eukaryota; Metazoa; Arthropoda; Insecta; Hymenoptera; Braconidae
Product: homeobox protein Nkx-2.5-like
Exons: 4
Coding region: 170-1204 (344 amino acids)
Biological process (GO): cell differentiation; regulation of transcription by RNA polymerase II
Cellular component (GO): nucleus
Molecular function (GO): DNA-binding transcription factor activity, RNA polymerase II-specific; RNA polymerase II cis-regulatory region sequence-specific DNA binding
Source: RefSeq, a predicted model, not a curated record
UGUGUGUAAAUUCGAUUGAAAUCUUCAACUUUUUCAUAAAAAAUUGUUAUGAUAGUUCUAUUUUUAAAUUAAAUUUAUCAUCUUGUGAAUUAUAAACAGUUCAAGUUAAAAAAAAAUCAAUCUUUAAUUACCUCAUUCUAGAAUUAAGUUAAAAUUCUAGCUAUUAUUAAUGAUUGGCGGCUUCCACUUUGAAUUUUUCGGUGAAAAUCAAUCGAAAGUUCAAAGUAUGCAGACUGCCGGGUUUGAUGAUGGCUAUGAUGCUUCUUGGCAUCUCAUUCCACCUGAUUAUGUUUGUAAUGAGGAUGAUUAUAGGCUAUUGGAAAGCAUCAAAAUGCCCGUAGCAUCAAGAACGAGUUCAGGAUUUCACAUAAGUGACAUUCUAGAGCUGAAUGAGGCCAAACCGACGGCUCAAGAAGAUAGUCCUGGAACAACAAUUCUUCCUGGUACUACUGAUGUUCCUUCAGCGUAUCAACAACUUUUGGAACACACUACAGCCAUGUUACAGCCUGGAUUACAUGGUAAUUUGACUAGAAGUUCAUUACCUCCACCACCACCACCGCCAUCAGCAGCUCUACCUCCUCCUGGUCUCUUAGGGUGGCCAACAGCUCCAAUUUUACCUGUUUCAAUGCCACAAUCCCUAGCUGACAUGACUGUACAUCAACAACAACAACAACCAGACUCUACAAGUCCAACCAUUUCGGAUCUCUCUUUUCCAUCGCAUCAGGACACUGGCAAUGAAUCCUCCAAAGAUGAAGAGCAAGACUUUGAAGAAACUGAAGAGCAUCACUCUGAUGAACGCAAUGAUGACAAAGACAGAUCUCGGGAAAUUAAUGAUAACAGCCAUUGUGGAAAGAAACAAAGAAAACGAAGGGUUUUAUUCUCCAAAGCUCAAACUUAUGAACUUGAACGACGAUUUAGACAACAGAGAUACUUGAGUGCACCAGAACGUGAACAUUUGGCGUCGAUUAUCUGCCUAACUCCUACCCAAGUCAAAAUCUGGUUCCAAAAUCAUAGGUAUAAGACAAAGAGAGCUCAAAAUGAACGAGUUGAAGCUGGAGCUUCUGGAUGUUCUCCAAGAAGAGUUGCUGUACCAGUUCUAGUGAGAGAUGGAAAACCUUGUCAAUCAAAAUUAGUCGAAUCCACGUAUCCUACUGGAGCUAAUGGUCAAGUACCUAUGACUUCUUACAUGAAAUAUUGGUGGUGAAUAAAAAAUUGUUAUUCACUUUUUUUCAUACCUGAAGACAUCUAUAAUUGUCUUUGUAUACCAGUGCAAAUGAACAUUCCAUACUAAUAAUAAUUUGACAGAAAAAAAUUAUUUUAUUUAUUUUAAAAUAACAAAUAUCUUGGAAACUAAAUCUUAAGUGAUGAUGGUUUUUCUUUGGGCAGACGUCUUAUAUAGUAGACCGAAUAGAGGCGUAUAAAAAUAAAAUGAAGUGAUUUUUAAAAUCAAGUGAAUAUUUAAGAUAAAUUUAAGAUGUCAUUGUUGUAGAGAAGCUGAUCUAAAAGGAAAAGAAACAAAGGAAAAGUUAAACUUUUCAUUGAAAAAUAGAAAAAAAAUUCUCGAUCAGAUUUUCACUUUAAACGACAUUCAAUUUAUCAUUCUAUAAAAAUAAUAUUUAUUGUAGCUGAUUGUAUAUAUGUAAAUUGUGUAUGAUAAUAGUAUAAAAUAUAAUAUAUAAUCGCAUC